AUGGAGGAUUCAAACAGGAGGAGCUCUACCCCAAGGAAUGUAGCCGUUUUAAACUUCGGAACUAAUGACAAACAGAAUUGCGUAACGAUUUUAGAAACGGCGCUAUAUCUGACGGAGAAGUACCUUGGCAAAAUUAUCAACAGUUCGUACAUUUACGAAACUGUCCCGGAAUACAUCGUUCUGGAUGAAGCAAACAAAAUUGGAAAGGUGACGGAGGGACAACCCCCAAAUGAAAUUUCUUGGAUAAAGGAUUUGAUCCAAUCUGUGGAGAAGUCCAGAUACGAAGAAAAUGAAAACUUAAUUUAUGAGUGCAAAGAACUGGAAGUGUUUUUAAAAAAUGAAAAAAUAAAUGAAAGUCUUAUCAAGGAAGUGAAUAUAGAUCAUUACGAAAAUGAAACAAGAAAAAUAAUCCAACAGAAUGACGAAAUAAUGAAGAAAAACUUAGAACAGCGUACAGAUAAAUAUUACACGAGUUAUUUUUUUAACUUAGCAGUUGUAGUUCGGACCUUUGUUGAAGAUCCCCUUAGCAUGCUCGUCAUUUUAAAGUACAUAGAACAAAUCAUGAAAAGAAGGGAAAGCAAAAAGAGGCAAGGAGAAAUAUUUGAAAAUCGCAUAAUAGACAUUGACAUAAUAUUUUUUAACAACUACACAAUUUUUGAAAGAAACAUAAGUUUAAAAAAAGAAGACAUAUAUAAUACUAUUACAAAAUAUAUUCACAUAAAUCGCAGUAGUGAUGAGAACCGUUUGGAAAUUAUCGAAAAUCUGAGUGACAAAAUUGAAUUUUUGUGUAUCCCUCAUGUGUACACAAAAUAUAGGUACAGUAUCCUCCUCUGCUUAAAUGACAUCAUUCCCCACUAUAAGCAUAGCACAUUUGACGAAAACAUUCGCUCUACUUAUAAAAAUUAUGUUAACAAAUUUGAACAGAAAUAUCACAUUAAUCUAAGGAAAAAUAAUAAGAGGCUAUACGUCUUGAAAGAUAAAGUAUCCUACUUAAAGGAGAAAACUCAUAUAGUGGGCAUUUUGAAUGUGAACUAUGAUUCCUUUUCGGAUGGUGGUUUGUUUGUUGAUCCUGUGAAAGCUGUGGAGAGAAUAUUCGAAAUGACAAAUGAUGGGGCGAGCGUGAUUGACAUCGGGGGGGAAUCCUCUGCACCUUACGUGGUCCCAAAUCCCAGUAUCACUGAACGGGAUUUGGUCAUGCCCGUUUUGAAGCUCUUUAAGGAGAAGUGGCAUGCGUUGGAACGGGAGGUUGGCAAUAAUACGGUGGACUGCACUACAAUGAGAGACGCAAAACCGAUUAUAAGCAUCGACACGGUCAAUUAUGAUCUGUUCAAAGAGUGCGUGGAGGACGAAUUGGUGGACAUCCUAAACGAUAUCAGUGCGUGUACACACAACCCAGAUAUUAUAAAAUUAUUAAAAAGGAAAAAUAAAUUUUAUACCGUCGUUUUAAUGCAUAAAAGGGGAAAUCCACACACCAUGGAUAAGUUAACAAAUUACGAUGAUCUUAUAAAUGACAUAAAAAAGUAUUUAGAGGAUCGGUUAAAUUUUCUCGUUCUAAAUGGGAUACCACGUUACCGAAUUCUCUUCGAUGUUGGCCUAGGGUUUGCCAAAAAACACGACCAAUCUAUUGAACUGCUGAAGCAUAUUCACGUUUAUGAUGAGUACCCGCUGUUUCUUGGCUACUCGAGGAAGCGAUUUAUUGUUCACUGCAUGGGGAAAAAUAGUACCACCAAUGGCGGCAUAGAACUGACGAACGGGGGGUGCAAACUUACCAACAGGGAAUCGAAACUAACAAAUGGGGAAUCGAAACUCACUAAUGGGGACUCCAAACUGAAGAAUGGUGACGCGUCACAACUGUGGAAGUUCAAAAUGAACCACAUGCGUCAGGACAAGGAUAAGCACUUGUACCAGAAAAAUAUUUGCGGCGGACUAGCCAUUGCUUCCUACAGCUAUUACAAAAAGGUGGACCUCAUCAGAGUUCACGACGUGUUAGAAACCAAGGCAGUCCUGGAUGUGCUCACAAGCAUACAUCAAUCUUAG
Messenger RNA from Plasmodium coatneyi, 2037 nucleotides. Its product is annotated as Dihydropterin pyrophosphokinase-dihydropteroate synthase. Gene Ontology annotation, biological process: tetrahydrofolate biosynthetic process. Gene Ontology annotation, cellular component: mitochondrial envelope. NCBI's taxonomy places the organism in Eukaryota, Apicomplexa, Aconoidasida, Haemosporida, Plasmodiidae. The transcript has 3 exons. The coding region runs from base 1 to 2037 and encodes 678 amino acids. Gene Ontology annotation, molecular function: 2-amino-4-hydroxy-6-hydroxymethyldihydropteridine diphosphokinase activity; dihydropteroate synthase activity. The record is from RefSeq and is a predicted model, not a curated record.